GGAGGGGGUGGGUGUGACCGCGCGGGCAUCCCGCCGACGGCCGCCACGCGUCUCCUGCGGCUCACAGCGCUGCAGUCAUGGACCGCCUUGCCCUCCGGCUCGGCCUAGUGGGUCUACUGCUGACCGCGGCCGCGGCGCUGGACGACUUCUACUUCUCGCGCCACCCUCAGAACCUGGCCGUGCGCGAGGGCGCCAGCGUCGACCUCGAGUGCAUGGUCUCCAACACCAGCUUCAUCCGCUUCUACUGGCAACUGGACGGCGAGACGGUGCUCAACUCGAGCCGCCGCUUCCAGCGCGGCAGCGACCUGCACAUCACACGUGUCGACCGCCGCCGCGACGCCGGCCACUUCACCUGCAUCGCGAUGAACGUGACGACCGGCUUCAGCCUCACCAGCCUGGCUGCCUCGCUCACCAUCCAGUGGCUGGAGCCGACAGCUCGGGUGCAGCUACAGACGCCGCCGGACCCGGCCGACGUGCGGCCCGGCCAGGACGUGGUGCUGCGCUGCCGGGCCGACGGCUCCGGCGAGCUCGCCUACCACUGGUACCGCAACGGCGAGCGCCUGACGCGCGGGCCGCGGCUGGCGCUGCGCAACAACCGCCUCCAGCUGAGCGCCGCCGAACCGCGCGACGGCGGCGCCUACUCGUGCAGCGCGACAAACGCCGCUGGCACGGCGCGCAGCAACCAGUCGCUGCCGCUGGUGGUACCCAGUCAGAACGUGACUCGCCUCGUGCUGGCGCCGACCGCUCAGCUGGUGCGUCGCGGUGACCCGGCUCGCUUCGACUGCGCCUACGACCGAGCCGAUGCCGUCAGCUGGUCGUUCGGGCAGCUGGGGCCGCUCGCCAAUCACGGGCGGUACUCGGUGCUGGCGAACAACAGCCUGCUGGUGCCGGCGGCCGGACCCGAGGACGAGGGCUGGUACCACUGCCUCGGCCUGCGCAACGGCGACGACCCGGUGCCGCAGCGGUACAGCGCGCAAGAAGCUCAAGUUCGCGCCGCGCCCGGUGAGCCGCGGUCUGGAGCUGGGCAAGCCUGGACGGCUGUACUGCCGGGCCUCCGGCAACACGCCGCCCACGGUGCGCUGGGUCAAGGUGGACCCGGACGGCCGGCCGCUGUUCGACUGGCAGCCGCACGUGCGCGACAACAACGGCACGCUGGUGUUCGACGUGGUGCAGGAGACGGACGGCGGACAGUACAGCUGCGUGGCCACCAACCCGCAGGGUCUCAUCAACGCCACCAUCAACGUCACUAUCAUAGUGACGCCGAAGUUCCUGGUGACGCCCAGCAACCCGACGGAGGCGGUGGCAGGGCGGCCGCUGCUGCUGGACUGCCAGGCGUACGGCCGGCCCGAGCCGAGCGUCCAGUGGGACCGCAACUCGCGGCUCAACGACCUGGACGAGACGAGGUUUACUAAGUUCGAGAACGGCAGCCUGUACAUCAGUGAGCUGCAGAUGGGCGACACUGCCCGCUACGGCUGUAUCGCCGGCAACAGCGGCGGCUUCUCCCGCGAGGAGAUCCAGCUGCUCGUCCGGUCGUCGGAGGCUGAGCUGACGGGCCGGCUGCUGACGCCCGGCCUGGCCGCCGACGAUGACGCCAUGAUGACGCGGACGGUGGCCAUCACGGUGUCGGCGGCCGCCGCCUACCUGCUGCUGGUGGCCGGUCUCAUGGUCUGGUGCCGCUACCGCCGCAUCCAGCGCAAGCAGCUCUACCUGCGUGCCUCCGCCGAAGGUACCAGCGUGCUUCUGGCCAAGCCGGAGCGGGCCGAGGUGGUGGCGUCGACGACCGGCGCCGGCGCGCGCUACGUCGGCUGUCCGCGCUCGGAGGAGGCGCACACGGCGGGCUCGGCCAGCCCGGCCGCGCGCCAGAGUCCGGCCCGCUACAACAGCUACCAGAGCAUCCGCUCGGAGAGCAGCUCCCAGCCGAGCCGGCAGUCGCGCGCCAGCGCCGAGCGGCGCCCGCUGGACCGGCGCGACCUGCAGCCCGUCAUGCCGCUCGGCCAGGGCGAGUUCGGCGACGUGUACCUGGCGCGCGCGCGCGGCCUGGCCGAGCCGCCGGCCGAGGACGCCAUCGUCAUGGUCAAGUCGCUGCUGCACGCGCGCGACGAGGCGGCGCUGGCAGAGUUCGCCCGCGAGGCGGAGCUCUACGGCAAGCUGACGCCGCACGCGGCCGUGGCGCGCCUGCUGGCGCUCGUGCAGGACGGCGAGCCACAUCUGCUCGUGCUCGAGUACAGCGACUGGGGCGAUCUGAAGCAAUUCCUGCUCGCGACGCGCUCCGACACGCUGAGGGGGCCGCCGAGGCCUCCACCAAUCAGCGCCCAGCACGCCUACAGCCUCUGCCACCAGCUGGCGGCCGGCGUGGAGCACAUACACGCGCAGCGUUUUGUGCACAAGGACCUGGCGGCGCGCAACUGCCUGAUCACCAGCCGGCUGGAGGUGAAGAUCAGCUGCGGCCGACUGUCGCGCGACACCUACAGCCGCGAGUACUGCCGGAUGCGGGGCCAGCUGCUGCCGCUGCGCUGGCUGCCGGCGGAGGCGGCGCUCGAGGACGACUUCUCAGCCCGCUCCGACGUCUGGGCGUGGGCAGUGCUCUGCUGGGAGGUGUUCUGCCAGGGCGAACUGCCGCACGCCGCCCUCUCGGACGAGCAGGUGUGUGGCCGCUAG
Molecule: messenger RNA, 2658 nt
Organism: Pollicipes pollicipes
Lineage: Eukaryota; Metazoa; Arthropoda; Thecostraca; Pollicipedomorpha; Pollicipedidae
Product: inactive tyrosine-protein kinase 7
Biological process (GO): protein phosphorylation
Molecular function (GO): ATP binding; protein kinase activity
Source: RefSeq, a predicted model, not a curated record